Raphanus sativus (radish) is the source of this 2684-nucleotide messenger RNA. RefSeq lists its product as uncharacterized. The transcript has 9 exons. Gene Ontology annotation, biological process: regulation of gene expression. Gene Ontology annotation, cellular component: peroxisome. Gene Ontology annotation, molecular function: zinc ion binding; RNA nuclease activity; nucleic acid binding. The record is from RefSeq and is a predicted model, not a curated record. NCBI's taxonomy places the organism in Eukaryota, Viridiplantae, Streptophyta, Magnoliopsida, Brassicales, Brassicaceae. Bases 247 to 2481 code for a protein of 744 amino acids.
CAUUCAAUACAAAGGAAAAAAAGACGACUCCAAGGAAAUAAAUAAAAAAAAAAGGCGAAAGGUUUCUUCGUCGAGAUGGUAAAGCUAUAAUAUGGAAAUCGAACCUUCUCCAUUACCAUUCGCUUACUACCUUACUAUCUCCGAGUACAUUUACAAGUAGAGAAAGAGACAAAGUUCAUUUUUUCUUUCGUGCUUCAUCUUAAAUCCAAAACCGUGUUGUCUACUUUCCAUAAUCUCCGGCGAGCGAUGACGACGGCGGAGGGAGAGUACUCAAAGGCCAAAACAUCGGUAUGGUGGGACAUAGAGAACUGUGAGGUGCCUAAAGGAUGGGAUGCACAUGCGAUUGCUCAGAACGUUAGUUCUGCUUUGUUGAAUAUGAACUACGGUGGUCCUGUCUCGAUCUCCGCGUACGGAGACACUAAUCUGAUCCCUCACGCUGUUCAGCAAGCGCUCUCUUCUACUGGCGUUGGCCUUAACCACGUCCCUGCAGGAGUGAAAGAUGCGAGCGAUAAGAAGAUACUAGUUGAUAUGUUACUGUGGGCUGUUGACAACCCUGCACCGGCCAACUUCAUGCUCAUCUCCGGUGAUAGGGACUUCUCCAAUGCUCUUCACCAGCUGAGUAUGAGGAGGUACACCAUUCUCCUAGCUCAGCCUCCACGUGCUUCGGCUCCACUCGUUGCUGCUGCCAAAAACGUGUGGCUCUGGCCUAGCCUUGCGUCUGGUGGUCCUCCUCUCACCAGUGCUGAAUCCUCUCGACUUGUCAACAACGCACGCAGUCUUGUCCCCAAUUACGAAGCGUUGAAAGCAGCUUCAGUAACGGAACCUCAGUCCACCAAACCAACUGGCUCAACGUCUGUUGCCGCUGGAGAUAUUAAGGAUCAGAACCAUGUUGCGAAAGUAGUACCUCAGGAUAAAAGCAGAGUAGUAGGCACAAGUGAAUCUGUUACUUCUUCUGAUAAAAUGCAUACAUCUCAGGCUGCGUUUGUACCCAGUCAAAAAACUCAGGCCAGCGUUAAAGCCAAACCAGUACAGGAAGCAAAGCUUUUGGAACCUGUGUUGUGCAGUGUCUGCCAGAUCAGCUGCGCCAAUAAGGAUGCAUAUGUAAAGCAUACCUAUGGUAAAAAGCACCGAAACAAGUUGGAGCUGCAAUGUGAACCAAAUGGUGACUAUCAUUGUCGAUUGUGCAAUGUGACAUGUCAGAGACAAGUGGUAUUUGAUUCUCAUCUGAGAGGUCAGAAGCAUGCUGCCAUGCUGAUGAGUCAAUCAGAGGGGCUCGUUGAUUCUCAGAAGCUUCAAGAGAAAGUUGUCAGAGAAAAGAGUCAACCAAGAGAACCAGUUGCAGUUACAGAGCCUAAACCAAAUGCUAACUAUGCUUGUAGUUUAUGCAAUGUGGUGUGCAACAGUCAAAUUGUUUUUGAUUCUCAUCUAAGGGGACAGAAGCACGCUUCCAUGCUGAGUCAGUCAAAGGAAGUUAUUGCUUCUAAGAAGCUUCAAGAGAAAGGUGUUGAACCAAAGGCUGUCCACGUUUGUCAUUUGUGCAAUGUGACAUGCCAGAGUCCAAUUGUGUUUGAUUCUCAUCUAAGAGGUCAGAAGCAUGCUGCAAUGCUGAGUCAGUCAGAGGCACUCAUAGAUUCUAAGAAGCUUCAAGAGAAAGGUGUGGGAGAAAAGGAUCAACUAAUUGAAGCAAUUGGAGAGUCUCAGCUGCAUUCUCAAAUGGCUCAAGAGAGUAUCAAGUGCUUAGAGAAGCAUGUUGCCAUGGUGAAUCAAUCUGAGGAGCAGGCACUCAUUAAUUCUUGGAAGCUUGAUGAGAAAGUUGUCCAAGAAAAGGUUGAGCCAAUAGAAACUAUUCUAGAACCUCACUCGCAGUUUCAAAACCCUCAAGAGAACACCAUGUUCCUUGAGAAGCCAAACAGAGAGGUCAGAGAGGCAUGUGGCACCACAAAAAGCAGUGUAAUAGAAAAAAAUUCAAGUACCAAAGACUGGGUUGAGACUUCUUUCUUCGGUGACCUCUUAUGUGAUUCUAAAGCACCAGAAGAAUCAAGAACUUGUCACAGAGAAUGUUUUGUAAACCUGUCUGGAGGAGCAACUGAGCAGGAAAAGAAGGUGAUGGUACCCCAAUCAACAGUGCAGCCUGGUUUUGUAGCCAGUGAUGGUGCUAAGUCCAGCGUUUCAACCAAACAUAUAACGAAGGAAACAAAUGUUCGGCCUGUCUUGUGCCAUGUCUGCCAGAUCAGCUGCGAGAGCAAGGUUGCAUUUGCAAAUCACAUCUUUGGGAAAAUACACCAGCAGAAGUUGGAGAGCAUGUCUGAGAGAGAAGCCAGCCUUAAGAAGGAGAAUGCAGAAAGAUUGAAGAAGAUAUUGAUGAAAGACAAUGCCGCCUUUUAUUCUCAGAACCAUGAUGCCGGAGAGGCUGCCAAGAGGGAAGAGGCUAAGGUCCAAGCUGAUAACUUCUGGACCAGACUUUGGGGGAAAAUGAGUUAAAAAAGCCUUGCUGAAUAAUUAUCUGAUUUAAAACUGUAGUUUAUGGUCAACUACAACAUUAUAUGUAUGUUUAGUUGGUGUUCUAAUGAGACUGAGAGAAUUUAACGUUUAAAAGUAACUAUAUCUUGACCCGUACGACCGCACGGGUAUUAAUUUUCAGUUUUAGUUUUUAUUUAUUUAUACUAAAUAAUAUAUUUAUAAUA